Messenger RNA from Rhipicephalus sanguineus (brown dog tick), 2738 nucleotides. RefSeq names its product dolichyl-diphosphooligosaccharide--protein glycosyltransferase subunit STT3A (gene Stt3A). Gene Ontology annotation, molecular function: dolichyl-diphosphooligosaccharide-protein glycotransferase activity. Gene Ontology annotation, cellular component: membrane. The transcript is spliced from 14 exons. The record is from RefSeq and is a predicted model, not a curated record. NCBI's taxonomy places the organism in Eukaryota, Metazoa, Arthropoda, Arachnida, Ixodida, Ixodidae. The coding region runs from base 317 to 2449 and encodes 710 amino acids. Gene Ontology annotation, biological process: post-translational protein modification.
GCUGCGUGUGUAGCGUUGUCGGCGAUUUUUCACCGGCUUUGAAGUGGGCGAUAGCGACAGCGCGGUGCGCCCGGCUUAUUAUGGUGAAGCCUUCCAUCUUACCGCCGUUAUUUUAGAUGAGGCGAAGAUCGAACAACCAUCAGCAGGUGUACACGGCGACCACUGAAAAAAGGAAAACGGAGAAACUCGUCUCUUGACUGACCGUCAAGAGAAACCUGUUGACACGGUCGCCACUUGUUUAGGCCUAGUGAACGUGGCGCUACCGGAAGCCGAGUGCUUGUACACGUUCCCUUGGCACCGCAGGCUCGGGCUCAACAUGUCAACUGCAAGCCCCGUCCAGUACAAGAGAGCGUCAUGGUGGUCCCGGAUGAACCCCGAAAAGCAGGAGACGCUACUCAAGAUGUCCAUACUCUCAAUGGCAGCUGUGCUGUCAUUUGUCUGCCGGCUCUUCUCUGUACUACGCUUCGAAAGCGUAAUUCACGAAUUCGAUCCGUACUUCAACUACCGCACCACACGCUACCUCGCUGAGGAAGGCUUCUACCGCUUUCACAACUGGUUUGAUGACCGGGCCUGGUACCCUCUGGGAAGGAUCAUUGGCGGCACAAUCUAUCCCGGAUUGAUGGUGACAUCAGCAGCUCUGUACCAUGCAUUGCAGUUUCUGCACAUUACAGUGGACAUUCGCAAUGUGUGUGUCUUCUUGGCUCCGUUUUUCUCAAGUCUGACGACCCUCGUAACAUUUCUGCUAACAAAGGAACUCAAGGACACUGCUGCUGGCCUGAUGGCCGCUGCUAUGAUAUCCAUCGUCCCCGGCUACAUCUCUCGAUCGGUCGCCGGGUCCUAUGACAACGAAGGCAUUGCCAUCUUCUGCAUGCUUCUGACCUAUUACAUGUGGAUCAAAGCUGUCAAGACAGGGGCGAUAUUCUGGGCCGCCCUCUGUGGGCUUGCCUACUUUUACAUGGUGUCAUCCUGGGGUGGCUAUGUGUUCCUCAUCAACUUGAUCCCACUUCACGUCUUGGCGCUGAUGUUCACAGGACGCUUUUCGCACCGCAUUUACACGGCCUACAGCACGCUCUACGUGUUGGGUACUCUGCUGUCGAUGCAAAUCUCGUUCGUCGGUUUCCAACCUGUUCAGUCCUCGGAGCACAUGGCGGCCUUGGGUGUGUUCGGCCUGUGCCAGCUGCAUGCCUUUGUGGACUAUGUGCGUUCCAAGCUACCUAAGGAGCACUUCGAGCUUCUCUUCCGCACUGUCGUAGUGGCGACAGCCACAGUGACACUGGCUGUGGGUGGCGUGCUCACCAUCCUCGGCAAGAUCUCCCCAUGGACUGGACGUUUCUACUCUCUCCUGGAUCCCUCAUACGCCAAGAACAACAUCCCAAUCAUUGCCUCCGUGUCCGAGCACCAGCCAACGUCUUGGUCCUCCUUCUAUUUCGAUCUGCAGCUGCUCGUCUUCAUGUUUCCGGUUGGCCUGUACUUCUGCUUCAGCAAGCUGACCGAUGCAAACAUCUUCAUCAUCCUCUACGGCAUCACAAGCAUAUACUUCGCCGGUGUGAUGGUGCGUCUGAUGCUGGUGCUGGCACCUGUCAUGUGCAUCCUGGCCGGCAUUGGUGUCUCGGCCAUGCUCACCACUUAUUCCAAGCAGAUGGACGCAGCUCCGACCGACAAGAAGGGCAAGCGCCAUGAGGGCAACUACUUCAUGCGCACCGAGGUGGCACAGGGCUUUGUGGCCAUGAUGUGCAUCUUCCUGACAUCAUACACUAUGCACUGCACCUGGGUGACUUCGGAAGCAUACUCGUCGCCCUCCAUUGUGCUGUCGGCGAGAGCCCACGACGGCUCACGCAUCAUCUUUGACGACUUCCGUGAGGCCUACUACUGGCUGCGACACAACACCCCAGAGGAUGCCAAGGUGAUGUCAUGGUGGGACUACGGCUACCAAAUCACUGCCAUGGCAAACCGCACCAUCCUAGUGGACAACAACACUUGGAACAACACGCACAUCUCUCGCGUUGGCCAGGCCAUGGCCUCUCCCGAGGAUCGGGCCUACGAGAUUAUGCGCGAGCUGGAUGUCAACUAUGUGCUCGUCAUCUUUGGCGGUCUCUCGGGCUACUCGUCAGACGACAUCAACAAGUUCUUAUGGAUGGUGCGCAUUGGCGGGAGCACCGACCGAGGCCAGCACAUCAAGGAGCAGGACUAUUACACUCCGUCAGGAGAAUUCAGCGUGGACCGCGAGGGCUCCCCUGUUCUGCUCAACUGCCUCAUGUACAAAAUGUGUUACUACCGCUUUGGCUCCGUCUACACUGAAGCAGGCAAGCCACCGGGCUACGACAGGGUACGCAAUGCCGAAAUUGGCAACAAGGACUUUGAGCUCGAUGUUCUAGAAGAAGCAUACACGACAGAGCACUGGUUGGUGCGUAUCUACAAGGUCAAGGACCUUCCCAACAGGGGCAUCUGAGGAGCAACUCGUCACGUGCUGCUGUAUCCUGUGACAUACAAUCGACGCAGCAGCGAGCCACACUGCAGCAUCGAGAUUGUUCUCCAUUCUUUUGCUGGACAUGUCGUGGAACGAGCGCAAAAUCAUCCUCACAUUUCUCCGAGAAGGCCCGUGACAUCCUCGGGUCGUUCCCUCUCCCUCUGUGUUUACCCUGUGAAACUGCUUGUGGGUUUUCCUCUUUUUUUUUUCCGGGCCAUGUGUUGAAUGAGAGAAUGGGUGCUGAAUGCGAAUAAAAGCUUUCUACAAAAUA